AUGCCCGGAGGAUCCGCGAGGCAUCCGCCCGUCUUCCAGGACUGCGCCUCCACUGGUGUCCAUCCGGCCCAGCUUCUCUCAUCUGCGGUAGUCGCAGCUCAUCAACCGACAGUCGGUUCAGAUCCUCGGGCAGGCUCUGGGCCUCUGGGCUCCAGUUUGUUCCCGGAGAGCUUCUUGUCAUCAAGUUUUGGACCGUCUCAGCCAGGGCCAUCAGCUUUAGAGUUGCAGCGUCCAUCUCGUUCGUGUCGAUCUGGCGACUGUGCUCCGCCCCCGCUAUACAUUACUUGUCAGCCCCCCCCGAAGGUGUUUGCAAAGUGGAGUGCUCCUCACUCACCAAUUUUGACGACACCGGACUCCAUGAGAAAGAUCGUGUCGGCGCUCAAGGUAGCCAGUACUCUGCCCUGCCCACGGAGAUGCUUUAUUCCUUUCAGGACCUACCAAUCAUUGGCCAUCGGUUUCCCAAUGGCAGCGACCCUUUCCUCCAAAAAGAGGGGGAAGACAGCCCGAACGCCCCACACCCACCGGCCAAACACUCGCGGGGAGGGCUCCUUCGUCGAUGGAGCAUCGCGAACCCCAGUACCCGGCUUACGGAUAACUAAACCGCUUCCCACACCAGGAAAUGCUGCCCUCCAUGACGAUAGUGCUCGAGUAGGUCGGUGGAGUUUUCGGGCUGAGGGUCGGAUGGGCACAGCCUGA
This is a messenger RNA of Penicillium brevicompactum, 696 nucleotides long. RefSeq lists its product as uncharacterized. The transcript has a single exon. NCBI's taxonomy places the organism in Eukaryota, Fungi, Ascomycota, Eurotiomycetes, Eurotiales, Aspergillaceae. The record is from RefSeq and is a predicted model, not a curated record. Bases 1 to 696 code for a protein of 231 amino acids.